CAUCUUACAAGCAUUCCACUCAAGCUGCUAUGUAUUCUCAAACUUGGGAAAGCCUAAAGCCUACAAUCCUGCAUCAGAGGCCAAGACAGUUCUUUCCCGAUCGCAUAUUUAGCAGUUCUGGCUCAGGACGAGAGCUACCUUUUUGCGCCCAUAUGGAACCCUCUGGGAUAUCACCCGAGCGUUUGCAAAUUGAACAAAGACCCCUUCAAUGAUCUUGGUUUCACUUCCUGAUCCAGACCCGAUUAGGUUGUUCGCGACUAACAAAAAGUGGUAUCAUGA
Messenger RNA from Neurospora tetrasperma FGSC 2508, 279 nucleotides. RefSeq lists its product as uncharacterized. Lineage: Eukaryota; Fungi; Ascomycota; Sordariomycetes; Sordariales; Sordariaceae. Bases 30 to 212 code for a protein of 60 amino acids. The record is from RefSeq and is a predicted model, not a curated record. The transcript has a single exon.